Molecule: messenger RNA, 2781 nt
Organism: Acanthopagrus latus (yellowfin seabream)
Lineage: Eukaryota; Metazoa; Chordata; Actinopteri; Spariformes; Sparidae
Gene: wdr1
Product: WD repeat domain 1
Exons: 15
Coding region: 143-1963 (606 amino acids)
Biological process (GO): locomotion; positive regulation of actin filament depolymerization; sarcomere organization
Cellular component (GO): cortical actin cytoskeleton
Molecular function (GO): actin filament binding
Source: RefSeq, a predicted model, not a curated record
AUGGGCAAAGCCAGGCAGAGCAGGAGCUGCACUCGCUUCCGUGUUUGUGUGAUCAGGGAGUGCACAGCCGGGGGAGCUUCACUGUCUCCACUGUUUCAUUCAUUUAGAGGAGUAACGCUAAGCAAGUGACCCGAGGAGGAAAAUGGCGUAUGAACUGAAACAUGUAUUCGCCAGUCUCCCGCAGAUGGAGAGGGGAGUUUCAAAAGUGAUUGGCGGGGAUCCCAAAGGCAACAACUUCCUGUAUACCAACGGGAAGUGUGUCAUCAUCAGGAACAUUGAUAACCCGGCUAUAGCAGAUGUUUACACCGAACACGCCCAUCAAGUGACGGUCGCCAAGUACUCCCCCAGUGGAUUCUACAUUGCAUCCGGAGAUGCAUCAGGAAAGGUCCGUAUCUGGGACACCACCCAGAAAGAGCACCUGCUCAAGUACGAGUACACCCCUAUUUCAGGCAAGGUCAAGGACAUUGCUUGGACAGAGGAUAGCAAGAGGAUGGCUGUUGUUGGGGAUGGACGAGAGAAGUUUGGGGCCGUGUUCCUGUGGGACUCUGGCUCAUCAGUGGGGGAUCUCUCUGGCCACAGCAAGUUAAUCAACAGCGUCGACAUAAAGCAGAAUCGCCCAUACCGCAUUGUCGUCGGCAGUGAUGACCAGACCGCUUCCUUUUUUGAGGGGCCUCCCUUCAAGUUCAAGUUCACACUAAGUCGUCACUCCCAGUUUGUCAACUGUGUUCGCUUCUCUCCAAAUGGAGAGCGGUUUGUCACAUCUGGCGGUGAUGGCAUGAUUUUCAUCUAUGAUGGAAAGACUGGCGAGUUUGUUGGCUCACUGGGUGGAGAGAAGAGCCACAAUGGAGGGAUCUAUGCUGUCAGCUGGAGCCCUGACAGCACUCAACUGAUCUCCGCCUCAGGGGACAAGACAGUAAAACUCUGGGAUGUUGGUGCAGGUACGGCCGUCACCACCUUCAAAAUGGGCACUGAUGUGGCAGACCAGCAGCUGGGCUGCCUGUGGCAGAAGGACCACCUCCUCAGCAUCUCCUUGUCAGGAUACAUCAACUAUCUGGACAAGAACAACCCUGACCGGCCCAUACGUACCAUCAAGGGUCACAGCAAAUCCAUCCAGUGUCUGACAGUUCACAAAAUUGAUGGGCGACCUAACAUCUACUCGGGGAGUCACGAUGGACAUAUCAAUUACUGGGAUGCAGACACUGGGGAGAAUGACUGCUUCAGUGGGAAGGGCCACAGCAACCAGGUGAGCAAGGUGGUGAUUAACGACGCAGACGAGCUGGUGACAUGCAGCAUGGACGAUACACUGCGCUUCACCACCAUCAACAAGAAGGAGUACAGUGCCUCUGAUGUGGUGAAGAUGGAUUUCCAGCCUAAAAGUGUGUCAGUAGCAUCAGGAGGGCUGUCACUGGCAGUGUGCGUUGAGCAGAUUGUCCUGCUGAAGGACAAGAAGAAGGUCUUCACAUUGGACCGUCUCGGCUAUGAAGCAGAGGUCGGAGCUAUCCACCCUGGCGGUACCACUGCUGCAGUGGGAGGAAAAGAUGAGAAAAUCCAUCUCUACUCCAUUCAGGGUAACACUCUGAAGGACGAGGGCAAAACUAUCGAUGCUAAAGGGACGAUCACAGAGAUGGCUUACUCUCCUAAUGGAGCCUAUUUGGCUACUGUAGAUGAUAAGAAAGUUGCCGCAGUUUAUUGUGUGGCUGAUGACUACAAGAACAAAACUGAGUAUUACGGACAUCAUGCAAAACCAGUGUCCUUGGCCUGGUCCCCUGAUAAUGAGCACUUUGCGACUGGUGGGAUGGACAUGAUGGUGUAUGUGUGGACAGUUGGUGAUGCAGACAAGAGGAUUAAGAUACCAGACACUCACCGGUUGCACCAUGUUAGUGACCUGGCCUGGAUCGAUGAUCAUACCCUCGUCACCGGCUCCCACGAUGCCUGCAUCAAGCAGUGGACUCUUAAAUACUGAGUAGAAACAUCCACAUCUCCAGGAACAAGGACUACUGUAGACUUCAAUCUUUCUUUCUUUUUUUUUUUUUUAACCUGUAUUUUCACUGUCUAAACGGUGUUCAAUGCUGUCUGUAAACAUCUGAAUUGUAAAUGUUUCCGACUGGGGAAAAGCUCCCAUUAAAAAUAAUUCAAGAUAUGUCUCUUUGACGCGAAUAACCUCAGCCUGCACAGAGACAAAUUGUGGAAGUAAACAAUCUAACCAUGAGUGCUUUUACUUCUCCUUGAGCGUUAUGGACCCAGAAAAUUAUUUGUAAGCUCAACAUUCCAUAUUUAAUAGCUUUCACUCAGUUUAACUGAACUGCUUGUUUUGUGGUUGGGCUCAAUACAUCCUAACCCAACGGAUGAACCAAAAGCAAAUUUGUUUUUUCAUCAAAAUGGCGUUUGAAAGAAAUGAAACCUUUUGGUUACAUUCCUACAAUGAGAAGUAACUAGUCCAGAUUAAUGUUGUUUGUCACUUUUUUUCUUCAACUUUUUCAGAGGUUGGGUGGUGUGUUUUUUUUUUUUUUGGUUUGUCUUAGGUUUCAUACUUCUUGUGACUCACAACUCUUCCUGUUGGAUUGGGAAGCAAUAGUAGGAACUGAAAGAACAAAUUACAUGUACAAUCAAGAUGCUGUCUGUUCAGUUGAAGGUCCUGUAAUGUUGCUGUGUCUUUGUUUGGGCCCACGAUGCUCGUCUCACUUAUUUUCUUUUUUUCAAUGUCUUUAUGCAUCCGCUUCCAAAGUGGAAGUGAGGCAUUAUUAUUAAUAAUAUUAAUAAUAAUAAAACACUUUUUAUGCA